Messenger RNA from Cyphellophora europaea CBS 101466, 1470 nucleotides. RefSeq lists its product as uncharacterized. Gene Ontology annotation, biological process: protein phosphorylation. Lineage: Eukaryota; Fungi; Ascomycota; Eurotiomycetes; Chaetothyriales; Cyphellophoraceae. The record is from RefSeq and is a predicted model, not a curated record. The transcript is spliced from 3 exons. Gene Ontology annotation, molecular function: protein kinase activity; ATP binding. Bases 1 to 1470 code for a protein of 489 amino acids.
AUGUCCUCUCCCGUUCCCCUUCUGCGUGCUCCGCAGCCCGGUGGCCGCAGCCAGAGUGGUUCCCGAACACCAAAACUUACACUGGGUAUUCCACCAUCACCUUCGCAACGGCCCGUGACUGGCGAUGGUCAGCCUGCCGACGCAGUCCCAAAAUUCAGCCUGGCUGCGCAGGGAGGCCCUCCCAAAUUAUCCCUCGCAACACCCAUGGGCGGACACGGCCAGGUUCACCAAGAAGGAGGCUCUAAUCUCAGGCCACACGUCCAGCCUCUCAGCAUAUCGACUGACGCGUCACGGUCGCGAUCAGACAGCUUUCACAACAGUGUGCCAGGCUCUGCAUCGUCGUCCACAUACUCCAAGCUCUCACUUGACCUUGGCGGGAUUGGGCAGAAGUCUGGCACGCCUGACCCUAGCUCCGCCAUCAGCUCGGUGUACUCGGAGGCCGGUAUUGGCGGUACAGGCAUGGAACGAGAAGGGAGCAUGGGUGGUAUCUCAAUCGACUUCGAGAAGCUCUCCCUGGAGAAGGGCAGGCCGCUGGAUGUUGACGAUCUCGAUGACGACGGCUGGGCUGCCGCCAGCGAACAGAAGAAGAUCAUUGAGCUUGGCUCAUUAGGAGAAGGCGCUGGCGGCGCUGUAACACGGUGCAAACUCGAAGAUGGCGCCACGGUUUUUGCAUUAAAGAUCAUUACUACUUCGCCAGAUCCGGAUAUUAAGAGACAGAUUUUCCGCGAGCUUAAGUUCAACAAGAACUGUGCGUCGCCCUACAUCUGCCAGUACUACGGAACGUUUAUGGACAGGUCUUCCAGCACGAUUUCAAUAGCAAUGGAAUUCUGCGAGGGCGGCAGUCUCGACUCGGUCUAUCGUGAGGUCAAGAAGCUCGGUGGUAGGACUGGCGAGAAGGUCCUGGGUAAAGUGGCGGAAGGUGUCCUACAUGGUCUGACCUACCUCAACGACCGCAAGAUCAUCCAUAGAGACAUCAAGCCAUCGAAUAUCUUGCUCAAUCGACAAGGGCAGGUCAAGCUGUGUGACUUCGGUGUGUCCGGCGAAUUCGGCACUAAGGGUGAUGCCAACACCUUCAUCGGCACGUCAUACUACAUGGCGCCUGAACGCAUUCAGGGACAGUCGUACACCAUCACAUCCGACGUAUGGUCACUAGGUGUCACGCUACUCGAGGUUGCACAGCAUCGAUUUCCGUUCCCAGCCGAUGGCACUGAAAUGCAGCCAAGAGCGGGUCUAAUUGAUCUACUCACCUACAUCGUGGCCCAGGAUAUUCCCAAACUGAAGGACGAGCCCCAAAAUCAGAUCAAAUGGUCUGACGGCUUCAAGUACUUCAUCGAGUGCUGCUUGGAGAAGGAACCGCCCAGACGAGCGACUCCGUGGAGAAUGUUGGAACAUCCUUGGAUGGCCGAAAUGAAGAACAAAAAGGUCAACAUGCAGGCUUUCUUGAAGCAGGUUUGGGAUUGGAAAGACUAA